UCGUGAUUCUUUUGUCCCGCGUCGAGUGAGUGGCAUGCGUGUACCGACAAGGCUUUAGACGCGAACAUGUCGUUUAGCCCUUGGAUCCUGUGGAGCGCACUCUCCCAUACUGCCAGACUCUCCACCGCCCUCCAGAUCCUGAUCUUCCUCCCUCUCACACUAGUCACGCUCUCAAAACCUGCAUUCCUCUUGCUUUCCCUCCUCCUCACAGUACAUGCUGCCAUCCAUGGCACCCUCAUCCUCUUAUGGGGUUCCCCCGCGCUAUCGCUCCUCCAAGUCCCCAUGCACCCGUUCCUCCUCCUCGUCUGCUUCAAUGCAUUCUCCACCUCCGUCCAUCCGUGGCUCGGCCCCGCCACCUCUGUAUGGGGCACGAUACUCACCUACAUGGGCCCGCUGUUCAUCGCUCUGGAGGGCCUCUCGAGUUUGGUGGUGGUCCAGAAGCUGGGGCAGCAGGGGAAGAGGUUGGUGGAGGAGGGGGAGAUGUAUCAGUUUGGGUUGUUGAUUGCUUCUGCUGGGACGUAUGUGGCUAGUGCUUGGUGGAUUGUUAAUGCGUACCCUGCGGCGGCGUCUUCCCCGUUGUCUUCGACGUUUCUCGGAGUUGCGAUUACCGCUUUGCUCUUUCUUACGUUCAUUGGGUUCUUUUUGAGGCGGACGAAUAUAAUCGAGUCUUCGGGCCUCGCUUUGUUCAUGGCGUACAAUGUCUGGCUUUGUGGGUUUGACCAGGAGUUGUCUUCGGAUCCGUCUUAUUCCUAUGUCCCACUCCUCCCAAACCUGAUUCCUCAUCUUCAGACUUUGCUCAAUUUUGUUACGAACACGCUGCCUAAACCUGUGCUGGUUGCCUUGUUGUACAGGCUAACUGUGUUGCAGCUGGCUUCGAAGAUCUUGCCGGGUAUUGGUGCCGAUAGUUGGGACGAUGAGGAUGGCGUUGAUAAUGGAUGGGAAGAUCGACCGACGUUGACGUUGACUCGGAUACUCUUGACUUAUCGACAGUUGAUUUUCGUGACUGUGUAUUCUCACCUCCUCUUGCUGGAUCAUUCAUCCCAAGUAUGGUGGCGAUGGAUAAACAUCUUUUUCACGCUAGUUAUGUGGUCUAUUGAACUACUUGUUAGUACUGAAGAUGAUGCGGUUCAAAAAGAAUGGAAGGUAGAUUAA
This is a messenger RNA of Desarmillaria tabescens, 1152 nucleotides long. RefSeq lists its product as uncharacterized. The coding region runs from base 67 to 1152 and encodes 361 amino acids. NCBI's taxonomy places the organism in Eukaryota, Fungi, Basidiomycota, Agaricomycetes, Agaricales, Physalacriaceae. The record is from RefSeq and is a predicted model, not a curated record. Gene Ontology annotation, biological process: endoplasmic reticulum inheritance. The transcript is spliced from 6 exons. Gene Ontology annotation, cellular component: cortical endoplasmic reticulum; endoplasmic reticulum membrane; perinuclear endoplasmic reticulum.